Molecule: messenger RNA, 4224 nt
Organism: Lithohypha guttulata
Lineage: Eukaryota; Fungi; Ascomycota; Eurotiomycetes; Chaetothyriales; Trichomeriaceae
Gene: PEX6
Product: peroxisomal assembly protein
Exons: 2
Coding region: 1-4224 (1407 amino acids)
Biological process (GO): protein import into peroxisome matrix
Cellular component (GO): peroxisomal membrane; cytosol
Molecular function (GO): ATP hydrolysis activity; ATP binding
Source: RefSeq, a predicted model, not a curated record
AUGAAUGACUUUGACAUAGAGUCCGAACAUCGAAGGAAGCGGCGGCGGCGCGAGAUUGUUCCUAAGCCAGUGCACGCCCGCUUACUUUUUGAUGAGCAGUAUGGAUCAGACAAUACUACGCAAGACCAAACAUUCGUCGCGAUAUCACCCAUCUCACCUCUUCAUACCACCCUCGAGGACUCGACCUGGACCAUUGCACAAGUCAGAGCAAGCCAUGAUGGUGAGGUUGAGGAUCACAAUGCGAACAUCAGACUGUCUCCUACCUCGCCGGUGUCGCAGGCCUUCAUUCGGAUCUUCGCUGCACAAGACCAUGGACGGCAUGGCUCGCAUUUACCAAAAUUCUUUGACGUUAAAAUAGUCCCUACUGCACCUGUCGUGCUCGAUACCGUUUAUGUUAGCAUCGAAAAAGGCUUGAUUGGCAGUGUGGACGAAAUACAAACCAGGUUCGGUGGAGGCUUUCAGCACGCGAAGAACAGGAAGACAGGCCAGCACGAACAGCUUGUCAAUGCUGCUAGGAACACGAACACAUCAUCUCAAGAUCGUGUCUCCGAGCUUAUUCGACAGGGUCUGUCUGCCCUGUCAGUCAUCCACGUUGGCGAUAUCUUUCCCCUACCCCUACCUCCUCACCCGAUCACCCAUGUGCGACCAGCUCCCGCUAUCGUUAUGGAGACAGAGCCUGUCUCCCAAGGAUUGGUUUCUCAGAGUACAAAGAUCGUGGUUGUGCAUGCAGGAAGCUCACAAGAGAAAGCCUUGAAGAAGCUUUCUGCUCCAACAGCCAUCCUUGAAGAAUCUUUAGAGGAUACUCCAGAAGAUGAGACGGCUACCGAUCAGUUCUUUUCUGCUGCCGAGGACCGUAAUACUGCGACUGCUUCGGAACUAGAGGCUAGUGAAGAUGAAGAGUCGCAUACAGACGCGUCUGAAAGUGGUGACAGCGACGAAGAGUCUGACUCAAUGGACGAUAUGAUCUCACUUAGUGCCCCGGGAUUACCCCCUCAGCAAGCUGGCACACUUUCUGCCAUGACAGCCGCCACGCCGAGGCCAGGUCAAUAUGGGCGUGCGACCGGGGCACACACUCCUGGCUCAGUCUACUCGAGUUUUACACAAUCGACGGCAAGAGCUGGAAGUCGUCCUGGGAAAGUGUUCCGCACAGAAGCUCUUCUAAAGAAGAUGCCCGCAGAACUUCUGCAUCCUAGACCGUCGCCACAAGAGGAUGACGACUCCUUCGUCUUCGUCGAUACGAGUACUCUCGCUAAACUCGGCUGCUUCUCAGGCGACUGGGCCCGGGUAGAGGUUGCAAGGAAUGUGAGCAGUUUUGGCUUUGGCUCAGGUCUUGCUGCCUUGAACGAGCAAGAGGAAGCUGAUUUUAGGAUUGUCCGCGUUUUUGGCCUGUCUGGAUUGUUACAGCAGAAAGCUCGAUAUGCGGUGGACAAAACAGGCACUAGGCGAUCCAGUUUCACUCCGGGUCACACUCUGACGCCUCUUAGCCCAACUAUACAUAUGUCACCGAUCCUCUUGGCCAAUCUAUCCAAUGCACAAUUUAUCAAGUUGGCUGCGAUACCGAAAUCAAGCAAGACGCAACGUCCCUCAUAUGCGCCACGACCUCCAUCGUAUCGUGGUCCGCCGAUGGCCAAGGAGGUGUCUUUGGCCAAGGUGCUGACACCUCUUACGCAAGAUCCUUCUAUGCAGUCUAUACUUUUCACUUCAUUGAAAACACAUUUCGAAAAACGAAGGAGAUUAGUCAAAAUUGGAGAUGUCAUACCUGUUUCUGUCGACGAAGAUCUCGCUCGUACUACGUCUACGCCUGGAUCAACAGAGAACAGUAUGGAAGACGAGCAUUUAUUGUCAAGACUGAACGUCACAUCUGCAGCAGAUCGAGCGCGUCUUCAAGUAGCCUGGUUCGUUGUUCAAUCCGUGGACGCGGAUCUAUUGUCAGACAACUCGAGUGCUACGAGGGAGGGUGAGAACUGGGGCGGUACAAGUGUCCUGGAUACAUCACAGACCAAGUUGGGUGUUUCUGGAACCAGCCACCACAAUAUUUCAGACCUGACAAAAAAAUGGUCAAGGUUCUGGUUAGGAUUAAGGUCGCCACCUCGAUCUUUGACCGUUGCUCAAGGGCCAUUGAUCACACCAUCAAGCUUGCCAGAAUCAACGAAAUUGCCCCUCGAGAAAAGGCUGGCGGAUUUGGUUGCUGCUGCCACAAGUCCAAGAGCCACUAGUCUUGGUCUUCCCCCUUUGGUAAUUCUUCUGCACUCAAACCAACGGCAAGUUGGCAAAACCUUUAUCGCUAAAAAUGCCUGCACAUCAGUCGGUGUCCACACUUUCACAAUAUCUGGUCACGAUUUAUUAUCAGAAAAUGCCUCGACUACAGGUGGUGGAGAUGUCAAGACAGAAGGACUGCUUCGAGUACGCGCUGAGAGAGCACUAUCAUGUGGUGCUGAACAAACGGCUAUUCUUCUCCAGCACAUUGACGUGCUGACUGCUGACCGGAUGGUUCCCACGAUCCGAGAUGUUAUUGAAAGCGCUCGUGUUGUCAUCGCAACCACUUCUAAGCUCGACGAUGUACCAGCAGGUCUUCGAAGUCUAUUUACCCACGAACUGGAAGUAGUGGCACCGGAUGAAGUUGCAAGAGAGUCAAUCCUACGGAGUGUAUGCAGCUCCCUGGCGAUAGCAAUCUCGCCCAUGGUCAACUUGAAGAAUGUUGCUCUACAGACCGCCGCACUCGUUGCUGGGGACUUGGUCGAUGUCGUGCAUCGAGCAAGUUUGGCAAGGUCGAACAGGCUUGUUUCGUUGGCAGAAGCAAAAGGCUGUGAUGUAAUAGACCUGAAGUUGUCUGGCGGCUUGUCGACAUCGCAUCUGAUGCCUAUUGAUUUCUCUACUGCAAUAGCCGCUGCGAGGUCAACCUUUUCAGACGCAAUUGGUGCCCCCAAAAUACCAAGCGUUACAUGGCAAGACGUCGGAGGUCUAGCAUCCCAGAAGGACGCCAUUAUGGAAACGAUUUCUUUACCAUUAACGCAUCCAGAGUUGUUUGCCAAUGGUGUCCGCAAGCGUUCAGGUAUUUUGUUCUAUGGUCCACCAGGAACUGGCAAAACUCUGCUCGCCAAAGCAAUUGCAACAGAAUUCAGCCUCAAUUUCUUCAGUGUCAAAGGCCCCGAACUGCUUAACAUGUACAUUGGUGAGUCCGAAGCCAACGUUCGAAGAGUCUUUCAGAAAGCAAGAGAUGCACGGCCAUGUGUUGUCUUUUUCGACGAGCUUGACAGUGUUGCACCAAAGCGAGGCAACCAAGGGGAUAGUGGAGGGGUCAUGGAUCGUAUUGUCAGUCAGCUUCUAGCCGAGCUUGACGGCAUGUCGGGUGGUGGUUCCGACGAAGAUGGACAGACAAGCAAUGCUGGCGGUGUCUUCGUUAUUGGUGCGACCAACAGACCAGAUCUACUCGAUCCUGCACUUCUUCGACCUGGCCGCUUUGACAAGAUGCUCUACCUAGGUGUUGCUGACAGCCACGACGCACAAUCCACAAUUCUCGAGGCUUUGACACGGAAGUUCACUAUGGCGCGGGAUGUCGAUUUGCAACGUAUUGCUCAAAAGCUUCCCUUUACUUACACAGGUGCCGAUCUUUACGCGUUGUGCAGUGAUGCGAUGCUCAAAGCCAUUACGAGGAAGACAAAAGGUGUCGAUGAUCGAGUUGAAGCUAUCAGCCAAGAACGUGGCGAGCCAGUCAGUACAGGAUGGUUUUUCGAUCACGCAGCAAAACCCGAAGACGUAGAGGUCAUCGUGAACGAGGAGGAUUUUGAGCUUGCCCAGAAAGAACUCGUUGGUAGCGUCAGCGCUAAAGAGUUGGAACAUUUUGAGCGCAUUCGACAACUGUUCGAGGAUCAAGACAUUAGUGCUGGCACAAGUAAUGCCAAGGGACAACCGAAUGGCGCAUCUGAAGGUGUCAAUAGGCAAUUACCACGAACAAAUACAGCAGUCCCAUAUACCGACAAAGCUUCAUCUAAUAAAGGUUCGCUUGCCAAGCAGAAAUCGAGUAAAGGGAAAGGCGUUGCCACAGAUGGUUCUGAGGCUGAUCAAUCGGAGAAUGAUUACGGCUUCCCUACCUACAAUUCAGCACACCUGAAUGGUUCUUUGGGGACUGGGUUGGUGAACGGGACGGGGAAGGGAAAAUCAAAAGUGCUUGCAAAUGAUUUUCAGGAAGACAUUCAAGGCGAUGAAGAGGAUCUAUAUAGUUAA